Gambusia affinis (western mosquitofish) is the source of this 2541-nucleotide messenger RNA. RefSeq names its product membralin-like. Lineage: Eukaryota; Metazoa; Chordata; Actinopteri; Cyprinodontiformes; Poeciliidae. Gene Ontology annotation, cellular component: endoplasmic reticulum. Gene Ontology annotation, biological process: response to endoplasmic reticulum stress; positive regulation of ERAD pathway. The record is from RefSeq and is a predicted model, not a curated record.
AUGUCGGAGAACCAGGCCAACAACAACGUUCCUCUGAACAACAACAUUGGGCCCAACCGGAUCCGGAACCCCAACAUCAACCAGAACCCGCUCAUCAAUGUGCGUGACCGCCUCUUCCACGCCCUUUUCUUCAAGAUGGCUGUCACCUACGCCCGGCUCUUCCCGCCCUCCUUCAGAAGAGUCUUUGAGUUCUUCGUCCUGCUGAAGGCGCUCUUCGUCCUCUUCAUCCUCGCCUACAUCCAUAUCGCUUUCUCCCGCUCCCCCAUCAACUGCCUGGAGACGGUGCGGGAUCGCUGGCAUGUUGAGGUGGAGAUCCAGAGGAACUCCAGUCGCGCCGCCGUCUUCCUGCAGCACUACGACUCCUCCGGCCUCCAGGGGGAGCUGCAGGCCGAGGAGCGGCAGGCUGAACCAGGAGGAGGAGCAGCAGUGGCCGGGAUCAGCCUGGGAGAGGAGGAGGAAGAGGACGACGAGAUGACUGUGUUUGAAAACAGCUCAGUGCAGUUUGAACUGGACAUUGAGCCCCGUCUCCAGCCGUCUGUGAUUGGAGGAGGCUCUAGAGGAGGAGCCAAUGACAGCCAGGACGUGUCGUUUAGCCCCCCCUCUAAAGUGUGGCCGCAGGACGAGUACAUCGUGGAGUAUUCCCUGGAGUAUGGCUUCCUGCGGCUAUCGCAGAGCACCAGGCAGAGACUCAACAUACCCGUCAUGGUCGUCACUCUGGAUCCCAUCAAGGACGAGUGCUUCGGAGACGGAUUCAGUCGCUUCCUGCUGGACGAGUUCCUGGGCUACGACGACAUCCUGAUGUCGAGUGUCAAGGCGCUCGCUGAGAACGAGGAGAACAAAGGCUUCCUGAGGAACGUGGUGUCUGGAGAACAUUACCGCUUUGUCAGCAUGUGGAUGGCCAGAACGUCGUAUCUGGCUGCCUUCGUCAUCAUGGUCAUAUUUACGCUGUCGGUGUCGAUGCUGCUCAGAUACUCGCACCACCAGAUCUUCGUCUUCAUCGUGGAUCUGCUGCAGAUGCUGGAGAUGAACAUGACCAUCGCUUUCCCAGCAGCCCCUCUGCUCACCGUCAUCCUGGCCCUGGUUGGCAUGGAGGCCAUAAUGUCAGAGUUUUUCAAUGACACGACCACGGCUUUCUACAUCAUCCUGAUCGUCUGGCUGGCCGACCAAUAUGAUGCCAUCUGCUGCCACACCAACACCAGCAAACGCCAUUGGCUGCGGUUCUUCUACCUGUACCACUUCGCCUUCUAUGCCUACCACUACCGCUUCAACGGUCAGUACAGCAGCCUGGCUCUGGUCACUUCCUGGCUCUUCAUCCAGCACUCGAUGAUCUACUUCUUCCACCAUUAUGAGCUUCCUGCCAUCCUGCAGCAGAUCCGGAUCCAGGAGAUGCUGCUCCAGAACCAGCAGGCGGGUCAGAACCAGACUGCUCUGCAGGACAACCUCAACAACAACAACGCCAACGCUGGGCCGGAUCCAGCUGGGACUGGUCAGUCAGCAGACAGCACCGUUGAGCCACCACAGGCCGAGCCGCUUCCAUCAUCCUCUGUGGCGGUGGGCGGAACCGGCGAGGUCAGAGCUGAGCUUAACUGGGUCGCUCAGACCGCCGCUGUCAUCACAGAGGCACUCGGCUCCUCCGUCGACUCGGGAGAAAGUCAGGGAUCAGCAGAGAUCAAUGUUGAGUUCUGGAUGGGUGGGGCAGCAGGUGAAGCUCCUGACGGCACACUGGAGAAUAAAGCUCCAGGGGGCGGAGCUGAAGCCUCACCUGGUGAUAGCAGGCGUCAGGGGGCCGAGCCUUCUGAAAGCCCAGCCCUUAAUACAGACUGCCCCGCUCCUCAGAGCUCGGGUACAGACAGCGAGUCACCUGGGCAUCAGAGCUCCGCCCCCCGCGGCAUGUCAUGAGCGUCCAGGUGAACUGAUGACUUCACGGCACUAGCUGAAGGCUAUGGACCGUCAGCUGAUCACUGAGCUGCACUUUACUCCAAUUAAUCAAUUAAUUAAUUAACUGAUCCAUCAAUUAACCAAUGAAUGAGCUGAUCUGAGGGUAGCCCCGCCCCCACCCGACACUCAGCAGGAUGACCUUCUUCGAGGUGUGACCAAUAGGUGAGCUGAGAUUCUGACCCUUCUGGACACCCACAGCUCUGAACCGGUUCUCCUGAGGGAUGAUUGAGCCGUCAGGUUCUGGUUCUGACCCGUUCUGUUGGACUGAAACCCAGAUGGAACUUUAAUUCUACUUUUAUUGUGUAGAACAGGAAGAUGCUGAUUGGCUAUUGCUGAUUAAGCUCCGCCUCUUUGAGGGCGUGUCUUGUGUUUACGUAUUCAGGCUGCAUGAGUUCACCUGUUCAGAACCAGAACCUCAUCACCUCCAUGUUCUGAUUGUGACAUUGAAGGCGGGGCCUCGUGGUGGGCGGGGCCUGUGUGGUUCUUGAUGCCCCUGCUGGUCGACUGGAGUGUUAGGAACCAGUGGAACCAGUGGAACAGGUAAUGCCUCCUGCAGACGGAUCAGACUCACCUGAAGGUCAAAAAUAAAGAGUUGUGGAACCA